CCUGAUUGGUCGCUGCGGUUUGAAGCCUAGGAGAUGAUGUUCAUGGCUACCAGACUGUAUUUUUUAUUCAAAUCAAGUUCUGAAGUGGACAUGAAAAUGGAUGCAGAACAAAAGGACUGUUUCAGAUCUACGAGACAUCAGUGAAUGGGACACUGGAGCGUCUGACCCCCAUACUGCGAGAUGUGACAGGAUGCUGAACCAUCACUGCAGAAGGAACCCGGAGUUGCAGGAGGAGCUGCAGAUCCAGGCGGCGGUGACGGCCGGUGAUGUCUACACCGUUCGCAAGAUGCUGGAGCAGGGUUAUUCGCCCAAGAUCAGAGACGCCAAUGGCUGGACGCUGCUGCACUUCUCUGCAGCAAAGGGCAAGGAACGCUGUGUGCGUGUUUUCCUCGAACACGGAGCGGAUCCCACAGUGAAGGACUUUAUUGGAGGCUUCACUGCCCUGCAUUACGCUGCCAUGCAUGGCCGUGCCCGUAUCGCCCGCCUCAUGCUGGAAUCAGAGUAUCGUAGUGACAUCAUCAACGCCAAGAGCAACGACGGUUGGACACCUUUACAUGUGGCAGCUCACUACGGGCGUGACUCUUUCGUGCGUCUCCUCUUAGAGUUCAAAACCGAGGUGGACCCGCUCAGUGAUAAAGGCACCACGCCACUUCAGCUCGCAAUUAUCCGUGAACGUUCGAGCUGCGUACGCAUUCUGCUUGAUCACAACGCCAACAUAGACAUUCAGAACGGCUUCUUGUUGCGUUAUGCUGUCAUAAAGGGCAACCACUCAUAUUGCCGAAUGUUCCUGCAACGGGGAGCGGACACUAACCUGGGUCGUCUGGAGGAUGGACAAACACCGCUGCACCUGUCAGCGCUCAGAGACGAUGUGCUGUGUGCUCGGAUGCUCUACACGUAUGGAGCCGAUACGAACACGCGGAACUAUGAAGGCCAGACGCCUGUGGCUGUUUCAGUCACUAUGUCUGGCAUCAGUCGGCCCUGUCUGGACUUUCUGCAGGAGGUCACAAGGCAACCCAGGACUUUGCAGGAUCUGUGCAGGAUAAAGAUCCGACAGUGCAUCGGUCUCCAGAGUUUAAAGUUUCUGGAGGAUCUUCCCAUUGCCAAGGUCAUGAAGGACUACUUAAAACACAAAUUUGACAGUGUUUGACGGAGGCCGACAAACUCAGGCCAAGAGCAUGUCUGUAGGUUCUAUAAGACUCUAUGCAAACUCUUUUAUUUUAUUUUAUAAUUUCUACUCAAAACCAGUGGGAGCAGGUCAAAGUUUUGUAAAACUUUGUUGGUACGGAGUGAAAAUACAUAUUUACGGAUUGACUGUGCAACUGGGAGCACUGCAACGGGCUGCAAGUUGAUGCGUUUGUAGAAGGUGUUGGUUUGUGCACCAUGGGGGCAUGCCUGGAAAAAUUCCUGACCCAUGACAGAAGAAUUUUGGAACAUGUGAGCCUCAUUUGCACCAAAUAUUUUUUAAUAUUUUUUUUUAAAUCAGCAAGGCCUUUGUAAAUAUUUGACAUGUUCUAUUGUCUAAAUUCUCAGACAAGAAAAAGAUAACCCUUUGAAACAUUGGAAACAAAUUGGCAAAUAUUUAAGUAACCCUCACAAUUUUGUAUAAAUAAAAAUGUGCAUGUGGUAACCGUAUCAUGAUUUUUACUCUGGAGAAAUUAUUUUUUAAGUUUUAAACAUUUUAAUAGCACUGUUAAGAAUUGUUUUUUUGUUUGUUUUUUUCACAGCAAAAUCCCAUGGUCUCUACAUCUGAGAGUGACUUUUUUGUUGUUGUUUUGAAGAAUAUACAUUAGACAAAAUAUACAUUUACAAAUCUUUAUCAGUAUAAACUCGGUAUCAAAGGUGCUUGUCUAUAGUUGCCAUUGAAAGGCAUAUGAAAAGAUAUAGUGGCAACAAGUUGAACAUAUACACUCAUAAAUCCUUAACAAAGAUUAUGUAAAUAAUUGUGUCGUAUGUACAGCAGAUAUUUUUAGACUAUUUAAGUCACAAGCUUAUUUUAUCAAAGUGUUUCGGGGUUUUGUUGAGUGAUUGUUUUACAUGUGACCUGUCAAGGGCUUUGAUGCCGGAAAGUUUGGAACCAUAAUUCAAAAAAAAAAAAAAUCAAUCAAUUACUAAUUAAUUGAAGCUUAAUUUUAAUUUGCCCCCUUUGUUUUUUUUUUAAUUUAUUUUUUUUUUUUUUUUAUGCACAUUAAAAA
This is a messenger RNA of Myxocyprinus asiaticus (Chinese sucker), 2192 nucleotides long. RefSeq names its product ankyrin repeat and SOCS box containing 7 (gene asb7). The coding region runs from base 101 to 1147 and encodes 348 amino acids. The record is from RefSeq and is a predicted model, not a curated record. Gene Ontology annotation, biological process: intracellular signal transduction. Gene Ontology annotation, molecular function: protein binding. The transcript has 5 exons. Lineage: Eukaryota; Metazoa; Chordata; Actinopteri; Cypriniformes; Catostomidae.